AUGAGAACUUCGUGGGCUGAUUCUGUGGCCAAUUCUGAGAUUGGAAAUGGAGUGACUGGUUCAUCUAAUAGCAAUGGGAGCUCAGCUCGUCCCACAAAGGCCACUUAUGUGCCACCACAUCUCCGUAACAAGCCCCUCUCAUCCGAUCCUCCUGCCUACUCGCCAGCCCCAGCUCCAUUGCUGUCCAAUGAUCGCCCAGCUGUAGGUUAUGCGGCAUCUGCUGGUGCGUCCCGCUGGGUUGGUGGUUCACGUCCUGAUCUUGGGCGUCAAACUGGUUAUGGGGGGUCUGGUGUUCAAAAUUAUGGUGGUAGAACUGUUGGUGGUGGUGGUGGUUGGAAUAAUAGAAGUGGGGGGUGGGACCGGAGAGAGCGGGAAGUGAACCCAUUUACUGACGAUGUUAAUGCAGAGCAGGCGCUUGGUGAACAGGAAAAUACAGUGAUAAAUUUUGAUGCUUAUGAGGAUAUUCCAGUGGAGACGAGCGGUGAUAAUGUGCCACCACCAGUUAAUACAUUUGCCGAGAUAGAUUUAGGGGAGGGGUUGAAUGCUAAUAUUAGGAGGUGCAAGUAUGUUAAACCGACUCCAGUUCAGCGUCACGCAAUUCCUAUAUCGCUUGGAGGGCGGGAUUUAAUGGCAUGUGCUCAAACGGGGUCGGGGAAGACAGCUGCUUUUUGCUUUCCGAUUAUUAGUGGGAUAAUGCGGGAGCAGUAUGUACAGAGACCGCGUGGAGCACGAACUGUUUACCCUCUUGCUCUUAUUCUUUCCCCAACGAGGGAGCUCUCAUGUCAGAUACAUGAGGAAGCCAGAAAGUUUUCCUACCAAACUGGUGUUAAGGUGGUGGUUGCUUAUGGAGGAGCACCAAUCAAAGACCAGUUGCGAGAGCUUGAGAGAGGGGUUGAUAUUCUAGUGGCAACUCCGGGGCGAUUGGUUGAUCUGCUUGAGAGGGCUAGAGUGUCACUGCAGAUGAUUCGAUACCUGGCUCUCGAUGAGGCAGAUCGGAUGCUGGAUAUGGGUUUUGAGCCUCAAAUCAGAAAAAUAGUGGAACAAAUGGAUAUGCCUCCUCCGGGGGUGAGACAGACUAUGCUUUUCAGUGCCACCUUUCCUAAAGAGAUACAGAGACUGGCAUCUGAUUUUCUUGCAAAUUACAUCUUUCUGGCUGUUGGAAGGGUUGGGUCAAGUACUGAUCUUAUAGUUCAAAGGGUUGAAUUCGUUCAUGAGUCUGACAAGAGAAGCCAUCUGAUGGACCUUCUGCAUGCACAGAGGGAAAAUGGGGUUCAUGGCAAGCAAUCUCUGACAUUAGUUUUUGUGGAGACAAAGAAAGGAGCUGAUUCAUUGGAAUAUUGGUUGUGUAUGAAUGGGUUUCCUGCAACUACCAUUCAUGGUGACAGAUCACAACAGGAAAGAGAAUCUGCAUUGAGAUCAUUUAAGAGUGGAAAGACACCAAUUUUAGUAGCAACAGAUGUGGCAGCACGUGGUCUUGAUAUACCACAUGUAGCUCAUGUAGUCAACUUUGACCUCCCCAAUGACAUUGAUGAUUAUGUUCAUCGGAUAGGAAGGACAGGGCGAGCAGGAAAAACAGGAGUAGCAACAGCCUUCUUUAAUGAGAACAAUAUGUCUUUGUCAAGGCCACUAUCUGAGCUAAUGCAAGAAGCAAAUCAGGAAGUACCUGCUUGGCUUAGUCGUUAUGCAUCACGAGCUACUCUUAGUGGUGGUAAGAAUCGAAGGUCUGGAGGGCGUUUUGGUGGUCGUGACUUUAGAAGAGAUAGCUCAAUGAGUAGGGCUGCCCCAAGUGCAGAUUACUAUGGUGGAAUGAAUAGUAGUGGUGGAUAUGGAGUUCCUGGCGGUUAUGGUGGGGGAUAUGGUCCAGGUGUGACCAGUGCGUGGGAUUAGCAUCCUUCUUUAUACUGAAAUGUUUCCUACUGUUCUCUUGAGUGUAUAUAUUAUUUCUUCAGAAUUUAAGGAUUAUUACGACUCCUUUUUUCUUGACUUCUGUCUUGAGCUCAUUUGGGUUCUAAUCCAGGAUGCAGGCUUUGUUGAGUUUUAUGGAGGGGGUACAAGUUUGCUGUAAGUAUCAUGGCUUAUUGACCUUGGGAGGAUCCAGUGGUGGUUAGCUUGGUGGUGAAUAGAAACUAUUGAAUUAGGUUUAUGAUGUCCUAAGUGACUUGCUAGUAUGUUUAUAUACUCCAAUUGGUGAAAUGUAGAGAAUAUGUACAUAUAUGAGCUCUAUUACAGUACCAGCACCGUAACUUUACUAGAUUGAUUAUUGUCAGAUUAACACUACGCUCUUCUGGGUAUCAACGGGAUAGUUUACUAACCCGUAACGUCACCAGAUCGAUACCUUAGCAUUUUCCAUACAUAUAGGGGAAAAGCAGUAGGUAGGAGUAGCUGCCCUGACAUUGGUGUAUUUAUGGAUUCUUUUUGGGUUGUUGAAGGGGAGUUGGGCAAAAUGAGGAAGUGCUUUUGUAGACAGCUGCAGCUUGAGAAGUGCUUUCGCAGAUGAAAAGUAGUUGGGGGUUUGUAGGUUUUGCAAAUGGUGGUGUAGCUUUCCUUCUUUUAUUUAUUGUUAAGAGCUUUUUAUUUAUUGUUAAGAGCUUUUUAUUUAUUAAUUCACACUACAAUCUUGGUAUCAUUAAUUCUGGAUUGGAAACACAAAAAGAUACUUGAGAAACUGCUCAUUUGAACAUGCUGAUAUUUGUUGAAUCAAUCUAAUAGGGGAAUGUAUUCGAGAUCUUUGUAA
This is a messenger RNA of Pistacia vera, 2734 nucleotides long. RefSeq names its product DEAD-box ATP-dependent RNA helicase 37-like. Gene Ontology annotation, cellular component: nucleus. The record is from RefSeq and is a predicted model, not a curated record. NCBI's taxonomy places the organism in Eukaryota, Viridiplantae, Streptophyta, Magnoliopsida, Sapindales, Anacardiaceae. Gene Ontology annotation, molecular function: ATP binding; RNA binding; RNA helicase activity. The transcript is spliced from 6 exons. Bases 1 to 1887 code for a protein of 628 amino acids.